AAAAUAGGGAUCUUUGUAUCCGUCCCGGCUAGUAGUUGUAGUCAGCAGCCGCACAUCCGCAAGCAAAAGGACGCCGCCAUGCCGUUCGGUAACACGCACAACGAGAUGAAACUGCGCUACUCGGCGGACCAGGAGUACCCCGACCUGAGCCAGCACAACAACCACAUGGCCAAAGUCCUGACGCACGACAUGUACAACAAACUGCGCGGCCGGCAGACGCCCAGUGGCUUCACACUGGACGAUGUCAUCCAGACCGGCGUGGACAACCCGGGUCACCCGUUCAUCAUGACGGUGGGCUGCGUGGCAGGUGACGAGGAGACCUACGAGGUGUUCAAGGAGCUCUUGGAUCCCGUCAUCCAGGAUCGCCACGGAGGUUACAAACCGACGGACAAGCACAAGACCGACCUCAACGCCGACAACCUCAAGGGUGGUGACGACCUGGACCCUAACUACGUGCUGAGCUCUCGCGUGCGAACGGGCCGCAGCAUCCGUGGCUUCUGCCUGCCGCCGCACUGCAGCCGCGGGGAACGGCGUGCCGUGGAGGAGCUCUCUGUACAAGCCCUGGCGUCGCUGAGCGGCGACCUGAAGGGCAAGUACUUUGCGCUGAAGAGCAUGACUGAGGCCGAGCAGCAGCAGCUGAUCGACGACCACUUCCUGUUCGACAAGCCCGUCUCACCGCUCCUGCUGGCUUCCGGGAUGGCCCGCGACUGGCCCGACGCCAGGGGCAUCUGGCACAAUGACAACAAGACCUUCCUGGUGUGGGUGAACGAGGAGGACCACCUGAGGGUCAUCUCCAUGCAGAAGGGGGGCAACAUGAAGGAGGUCUUCCAGCGAUUCUGUACCGGACUCACCAAGAUUGAGAGUUUGUUCAAGGAUCGCGGUCACGCUUUCAUGUGGAACGAGCACUUGGGAUAUGUGCUGACCUGCCCGUCCAACUUGGGCACGGGCCUGCGCGCCGGCGUCCACGUCAAGCUGCCCAACAUGAGCAAGAACGCAAAGUUCGAGGACGUCCUCAAGCGCCUCCGCCUGCAAAAGCGAGGAACCGGCGGCGUGGACACGGCGGCGGUGGGCGGCGUCUUCGACAUCUCCAACGCCGACCGUCUGGGCUUCUCAGAGGUGGAGCUGGUCCAGAUGGUGGUGGACGGUGUCAGGCUGCUGGUGGACAUGGAGAAGCGGCUGGAGAAAGGCCAGAGCAUCGACGACCUGGUGCCCGUGCAAAAAUAG
Molecule: messenger RNA, 1224 nt
Organism: Nerophis lumbriciformis (worm pipefish)
Lineage: Eukaryota; Metazoa; Chordata; Actinopteri; Syngnathiformes; Syngnathidae
Source: RefSeq, a predicted model, not a curated record